AUGUCUACUAGCAUUACGGUAAGGAACAGAGAUCAAUCUUUACCGCCUCUGUUGCUGCCCAGUGUAUCCAUGCUGGAGAAGGACGUGUGUCGUAAAGGAGCGCAAAAUGUAGGCAUCACUGAUCCGGAACUCUUGUCUGCCACUUGGACGAAGAAACGAGUUUUUCCGUGCGACAAGCUUGCUCCAAACUAUAAGAGGUUGAAGGCUGUUGCCCUAGACACCAACAAAUACACUAUGGGUAUUGCCACGAUAACACCGCCGCCGACUCUUCCUGUUGGAGGUGUUGUUUCUUGUUCACAAAAUUAUACCCCGCCGUCAUUUGAAUACCAUAAUCAUGCUUUUUUUUCCAUUGAUAAUGAAGACGCUAAUUCAUCAUCCACUCAAAUGCCCAUGAUUUCCCGGUCUUCCAGUAACUCGACGACUUCUUCCGGCACAUCUACUAGUUCAAAUUCUAAGAGGCAGAGAAGCGGUCCAAGUUGUGAUAAGUGUCGUUUGAAGAAAAUAAAAUGUAAUGCCAAAAUUGAGAUUUUACUUCAGGACUACUCCAUAAUGCCAUUGAUCUCGGACAAGUUGCGUUACAUUUUGACCCCCGAUGAUAUCCAGUUAUACCGAGGCACACUACUGCAGAAUGUUGCCAUUCCGGAUGAUGUUAUUGAGGGUACGAGUUCGCGAAAAUUAAUUAAGCAUAUUGAUAAGCUGGUUUUACUCACGCCUUGUUUACCAUGCAUUAAGAAAAAGCACUCUGCUUCUUCCAAUCCUAUAAAAAGCGAUAAUUGUACUUUUUCGAAAGGCUUUACCAGAGCUGAUAUAAGCAUUUCAUCGAAAAUUUCUCUGAAAUUCAAAGAUAAAACCAUUUACGACAUAACCUAUGAUGACUAUGAAAAUAAUAAACCUUAA
This is a messenger RNA of Saccharomyces mikatae IFO 1815, 897 nucleotides long. RefSeq names its product Sut1p (gene SUT1). The transcript has a single exon. Gene Ontology annotation, molecular function: DNA-binding transcription factor activity, RNA polymerase II-specific; zinc ion binding. The coding region runs from base 1 to 897 and encodes 298 amino acids. Lineage: Eukaryota; Fungi; Ascomycota; Saccharomycetes; Saccharomycetales; Saccharomycetaceae. The record is from RefSeq and is a predicted model, not a curated record. Gene Ontology annotation, biological process: regulation of DNA-templated transcription.